GUUGUGUAUCUCUACACGUUGUCAUUCCAGAAGGUGUCGUUGACUUUUUACUUUUUUGUUUUUUCCUCAUAUUUUCCAAUUUUCGAAUCCGAUCACAACUUUUGUGAAAACUUUUCUUUCCAAUUUUGUUUCCAUGGCGCAGCAGAACCAACGUCCAAUCUCAAACCGUUCCAUCUCUCUCCUUAACCGCAACGGUCUCCUCCUCCUUCUCCUUCUAGCUCUCUUCGUUAUCCUAGGUGUGUUCCUACCCUUAACAGGAUCUUCCUUAUUCCUGUCUCCAGACACAACAUCUUCUUCUCUUUCUCCUUCUUCUUCUUUAUCGGUCUCCGACUGGAGCGACUAUUCCCUUGCUCAAGCCGUUAAGUUUGUGGCUAAGAACGAGACUGUGAUCGUUUGUGCUGUUAGCUACCCUUUCUUGCCUUUUCUCAACAACUGGUUAAUUAGCAUUUCUAGACAGAACCAUCAAGAAAAGGUUCUUGUGAUCGCUGAAGAUUACGCUACUUUGUACAAAGUCAACGAAAAGUGGCCUGGUCAUGCCGUCCUCAUUCCUCCAGCGUUGGAUCCUCAAGCCGCACACAAAUUUGGUUCCCAGGGUUUCUUCAAUCUGACAUCUCGGAGGCCACAACAUCUCUUGAACAUUUUGGAGCUAGGUUACAAUGUUAUGUACAAUGAUGUUGAUAUGGUCUGGCUACAAGAUCCGUUUCAAUAUUUACAGGGAAGCCACGACGCAUACUUCAUGGAUGACAUGAUUGCGAUUAAGCCUUUGAAUCACUCCCAUGGUCUACCACCUCGGAGUCGAAGCGGAGUGACUUAUGUAUGUAGCUGCAUGAUUUUCUUGCGUUCCACGGAUGGCGCAAAGCUUCUAAUGAAGACAUGGGUUGAGGAAAUUCAAGCUCAACCUUGGAAUAACACCCAAGCAAAGAAACCACAUGAUCAGCCUGCUUUUAAUCGGGCACUUCACAAAACAGCUAAUCAGCAGGUAGAUGUCUACUUGCUUCCGCAAUCAGCUUUCCCAUCAGGAGGAUUGUACUUCAAGAAUGAGACAUGGGUUAAUGAGACAAAGGGGAAACAUGUCAUAGUCCAUAAUAACUACAUUAUCGGUUACGAACGGAAGAUGAAACGCUUUCAAGACUUUAAUCUAUGGCUAGUAGAUGACCAUGCUCUCGAGUCUCCACUGGGAAUAUUAAAGAUAUAUCAAGAGCAGAAUACUACUACUGAAGGGAAAAAUCAGACGAAAACAGUGAGAAAACAGAGGAAAAACAGGGGUAAGAAACAUUAGUUACCCUAGAGAGGACUUCUUCUUAUGUACAACAAGUAUAGUAUCUCGAAAUUGUUGCCCAGAGAUUUAUUCAAACUCGAUUACUUAGAUUUAUGUUCAAAGUCAGCACUAUUUCACAACAUAAUAAUAUGAUAUUUAUACAUCAAUAUAUUCAUCAACACUA
Messenger RNA from Arabidopsis lyrata subsp. lyrata, 1442 nucleotides. Its product is annotated as UDP-D-xylose:L-fucose alpha-1,3-D-xylosyltransferase 3. Gene Ontology annotation, molecular function: glycosyltransferase activity. The transcript has 5 exons. The record is from RefSeq and is a predicted model, not a curated record. Lineage: Eukaryota; Viridiplantae; Streptophyta; Magnoliopsida; Brassicales; Brassicaceae. Gene Ontology annotation, cellular component: Golgi apparatus. Bases 134 to 1279 code for a protein of 381 amino acids.